AUGCAUGACAAACUUGAGGCAAUCACCAACCUGCUCACUGUCCAGUUCAUCACACUCGUCUUGCUACUAAUCACCGCUUUCCUUCUCUUCGCCCGCUUCGGCCUGGUCGCCGGGAACCCAAAGCCUUGGUUAUCGCAAGAUACUAACCGUCAGCAACCCGUGGAGGAUGUUGGUGAAAAAGAUCUAUCGAAAGAAGCCGAAACCCCCAUCGCUCAUGAUGUCGUCUCAACCACUCCUGGCACACUAAUCGCCACGACCUCGCUCAGAAAUGCCAUCGCAUUCGGUUACCCCGCCGCCAUUCGAGUCCACCUUCAAGCACUUUCGCGGAACUGGUGA
Molecule: messenger RNA, 336 nt
Organism: Exserohilum turcica Et28A
Lineage: Eukaryota; Fungi; Ascomycota; Dothideomycetes; Pleosporales; Pleosporaceae
Exons: 1
Coding region: 1-336 (111 amino acids)
Source: RefSeq, a predicted model, not a curated record